CGGCGUACAAGGAAAUUUCCAGGAGCUCGAAUUCGGCGAUAGCUUCAAUUGAGUAGCCGGGCCUGUUGGGAGCGAAGAACAAGAACAUCCGUCGCGUCCCCGUGUAAGACACCCUCUAGAGUCAUGGCUUCACUCCGGGAGGUCCCUCGCGCCGCGAGAAACGUACUCAAGGCUUCGACACUACAGCCGUCCGCAUCCACCUUCCGAAGAUGCGCUUCCACAGACGCUUCCUCGGCGAGAACGGCACCCGCUAUCCCAGACAUUGAGACAGAGUCCGGCCUUGCCACCCCGAUUGUAGACAGAGGCUCUAUCAAAAUUGAGGACCCCAGGAGAAGAGCGAGCAGGAGAGAGUCGGAGCUUCCUCAUUCCAGAUACCGAUACCACCCCCCGAAGUACUACAGAGGUCCCAUGCACCCUGUCCAACCGCCGCCCUCUUCCGAUCCCGUAGCCCGUGACUUCGUGCCAGGGCCCUUCAACCUUCCCCGUCUCAAGCAGACAUACAAUACCGUCGCCCAGGACAUCAUGACCCUCGCAUACCAGCACAAGAUCCCCGGCACACCCGACAAGCCAGAGCGGAUACGACUUCGAAGCUGGGGCGAUGAGUCGCCAUACAUGGAGAACCGGCCCAAGCGCGGACCUCGUGGUGCUGACGUCCUGCUACCCCUGGAGCAGAACAUCACGUACCACAACAUUCCCAAGAUCAAGUGCAUUCACAUUGCCUCCUUCAUGCCGCAGGCCAGGAAGAACCAGGACUACAUCACGGUGGCUAAAUCGGUAGUGCAAUCAAUCACCGGCGUGCGGCCAGAGGCCACUCACGUCAAGCACAGUGUUGCGCAAUGGAACAUCGUAAAGGGUGACCGCACCGGUGUCAAGGCGACUAUUCACGGAAACCAGGCAUAUGAGUUCCUGGACAAGAUGAUCAACCUCGUCUUCCCCAAGAUAAAGGAGUGGAAGGGUGUCGCUGGUACGACAGGUGACGGCGCUGGCAACUUGGCGUGGGGUUUCCAGCCCAGCCAGAUGAUGUAUUUCCCCGAGGUAGAGGCCAACUACUCGCUCUAUCCCGCAAAGAUGAUUCCCGGCUGCCGAAUCUUCGUUGAGACCACGGCAAAGUCCGACAGACACGCACGACUGCUUUUACAGUCCCUGGGCAUGCCGUUCGAUGGGAAGUUGAUCGACUAAGUGUAUAACACAUUUGGUCUUGGGACGGGAAUGUGCAAAUAAAGUAUCGCAUAAGAGCAUGUACAGAGUGUAAUAUAUAUAUGUGUAUCACCAACGGUGUAAAAUUUCAAUCACGAUGCUCACAUCA
Truncatella angustata is the source of this 1306-nucleotide messenger RNA. Its product is annotated as 50S ribosomal subunit. Gene Ontology annotation, biological process: translation. Gene Ontology annotation, cellular component: ribosome; cytosolic large ribosomal subunit. The coding region runs from base 124 to 1179 and encodes 351 amino acids. NCBI's taxonomy places the organism in Eukaryota, Fungi, Ascomycota, Sordariomycetes, Amphisphaeriales, Sporocadaceae. Gene Ontology annotation, molecular function: structural constituent of ribosome; RNA binding. The transcript is spliced from 3 exons. The record is from RefSeq and is a predicted model, not a curated record.